Messenger RNA from Dendroctonus ponderosae (mountain pine beetle), 5586 nucleotides. It is a transcript of the gene Unr, whose product is annotated as cold shock domain-containing protein E1. Gene Ontology annotation, molecular function: nucleic acid binding. Bases 616 to 3414 code for a protein of 932 amino acids. The record is from RefSeq and is a predicted model, not a curated record. Lineage: Eukaryota; Metazoa; Arthropoda; Insecta; Coleoptera; Curculionidae. The transcript has 16 exons.
UUCCCGCAAGGCGAAAAGCAUGUCUAAAGAUGAGCGGAGCGGGGUGCGAGCGAUGUUGACAUUCAACAUGGCGGCAUGUCGUCAGUGCUGUGCUGUGUCGUGCUUGUGUAACUAAGAAUCUCAAAAUUUAGUGUAGAAAAUCAAAAGUAUCCUGUGUUUUAACCUGUGUAACGACUGGCCUUAUGGACAAAAAUAUCUCGAGCAUUACAGCACAAUACGCACCCAGCACGCAUUGAAGACAUCUGAGGAUUUUUAAUUUACUUUUCUGUUAUCACAACUCCAUAAAAAUUUUUGAGUGACUGUGAACGCAUAAUUUUUAAAUAACAUUAUUCUGGACGAUUUUUUUAUGUUUCCUACUUAUUAUUGAUAACAAUGGAUUUAUAAAACUACUGUGUGGACUGUUAACUGGAAAUCGAUUAAUUUCGAAGCGAGUAGCUUUUGUUGAUCCAUUUUGUAAGCCGCAUUGUGCUGCGGUCGUUUUUCUUCUGAUAGAUCCAUACCAUACAUCAGCUUCUGUAUUGUGGGGUAUUUUUCAAAUACCGGAUAACCAUUCUGUGAUAUUCGCUACACUUAAGAAACGAUAAGACGUGAAGAAGUUUAAUCAAGAAGCAGUGAAUGAACAUGUCGAACAAUCCUCAGUGGAAAUCGUUCCAGCCGCCCCCCGACACUUUGGAUCAAGAACCUAUUAUUGACUUCAAGACUAUGACCAGUAACGGUAAACGAUCAUCGACUUCAUUCAACUUCAACCGAUCUGGCUCGAAUACCAGGUUCAGCCAGGAGUUUCCGAUCCUGGGAACGGAAAAGGCCAGUUCCAGUCAAAUGUCUUACAGCAAUGGGCUUUACAGCUCUUCCAGCACCACUCAUGCUUCUGCCAGGAACUUUCCAGCGAUUGGAACCUUUUCAAUGGAUAGCAAUAAUGUCUUUAACAGCUCAGGUGAUAGUUCCAUGAAUACAUCAUCAAACAUAUUUUCAAAUGGAAAUAGCGUUAGUAGUAGCAGCUAUAAUAAUGAUUCGUCAAAUGCCGCUAACAUGGGAACCCGGGAAACUGGCAUCAUUGAAAAACUGCUGCAUUCAUACGGGUUUAUCCAGUGCUGUGAACGGCAAGCACGCUUGUUUUUCCAUUUUAGCCAAUUCACCGGCAACAUUGAGCACUUGAAAAUUGGAGAUCCGGUUGAAUUCGAAAUGACUUAUGAUAGACGGACUGGUAAACCGAUUGCCAGUGCUGUAACUAAAAUUGCUCCUGAGGUAAUGAGUGAAGAGCGCGUUACCGGUACAGUUACUACUGAGGUCAAAGGCGAAGGUUCGGGGGGAGACACAAUGGGCAGAAUUAGUUACGAAAAUAGAGGUGAAUGUUUUUUCUUACCCUACACAAAAGACGAUGUAGAAGGAAAUGUAGUUUUACGGUCUGGAGAUCGAGUCAGUUUUCAGAUCGCCACCAAUAACCGAGGAAAUCUGGGAGCGUGCCAUGUACGCCUAGAAAACCCCAAACAUCCAGUCAAAUACCAAGGAGUUGUCUGUUCGCUGAAAGACAGUUUUGGUUUUAUCGAACGUGCCGAUGUGGUAAAGGAAAUAUUCUUCCAUUUCUCUGAAGCAAAAACCAAAGAAGAGUUAAGAUUGGGGGAUGAUGUAGAGUACACUAUUCAUACACGAAAUGGCAAGGAAGUUGCGUGCAACAUCACGAAGUUGGUCCCUGGUACUGUCAUCUUCGAAGAUCUCAAGAUGGACACUCUAAAGGGGCAAGUUACUAAAGCCAUCGACAAAAGCCCCAGGUCGGCAAAUGAGCCUCUUCCCGGUCGAAUCACGUACAAAGUAGAUGACUCGAAGGAAAUCCGAGAAAUUUCCUUUAGCGAGAAGGAUCAGAUGGGCGACUUUACGCUGAGGUACGGCGACUGGGUCAAGUUCCAAAUAGCCACUGAUCGGAGGGAUGCGUUAGAUCGGGCUACUCAUAUCGUUUUAUUAGAUGAGAGUUUUGCAGCUUCUGGAGAAAAGCGGGAACAAGGCGUAGUGGCGUCAUUGAAAGAUGGCUUCGGUUUCUUGAAAUGCGUUGACAGGGAGGCUCGACUCUUUUUUCAUUUUAACGAGAUUCUCGAUGUGAAUCAUACCAAUAAUUUGCAAGUCGGUGACGAGUUCGAAUUUACUGCAAUCCAGGAUCAAGCGAACUCCUACAAUACUGGCCACAAAGAUAACCGGCAGAACGCAAUUCGCAUGAAAUGCUUGCCUCGAGGCACAGUACAAUUCGAGGUAACCAUCGACAGCGAUAUGACGGGUGUAAUAACAAAGGAAAUCCCCAUCAGCAAUUGGUUGAACAGAAGCCCAUCGAAAAUGCAAAAUGGAACAACAAACGAGACUAGCGAACCUGGGUUUAUUAGUUACAAUGUCAACGGUAUCAAGAAAACCAUAGCUUACUACACGAAGGAUUGUGAUAUUAAGCAUUUACCCAGAGUUGGCGAUAAGGUACAAUUCGAUGUAAAUCAAGUAAAGCGAACAAAAGAAUUCAUAGCGGUAAAGGUUCAAAUCACCCAAUCAGCUAUCCAAAGCAACGGCAUUAAGCAUAACAUAACCAGGACGAAUAGUCAAAUAUAUCAAGGAUUUAUAGCCGCUUUGAAGGAUGGAUUUGGCUUUAUUGAAACAACCCAACAUGACAACGAAGUGUUUUUCCAUUUCAGUAACUUUGAAGGAGACUCGAGCACCUUACAACUGGGCCAAGAAGUGGAGUAUAACUUGGCAAGCCGCGGGAAUUCUGGGUCGUGCUCAACAGCAGAAAACGUGAAAAUAAUCCCCAAAGGUUCUAUUGAAUUGCCAGCCGUUCACGAAGAUAUACUGGAUGGAGUGGUAAUUCGUCCGCUAAGAUCCGUCAAACCUGACCAACCGGAGUACUCUGGUCUGAUUAAAAUCCGGACAGAGUCACCCGAAGAGAACUCCGAAGAGUACGAAUUUGGCAUAGUGGGACUGGCAAACAAACGCGAACUACUUCAAGCGGGCGACCAAGUACAGUUCCAAGUAGAUUCCACCAAUCGGGCAGCCAACAUAGUUGCUGUUCGCAAGAAACUGCGCGCCACAGUUGACGCUAUCAAAGGCCAGUUUGGCUUUCUCGCCUAUGAAAUCGAAGAAGGCAAGAAGCUGUUUUUCCAUAUGACUGAAGUAAAAGACACUGUGGCCUUGAAUGUGGGCGAUACCGUUGAAUUCGUCUUAGUUACCAAUCACCGAAGUGGCAAAUCUUCUGCUUGUCACGUUGUUAAAGUCAAUGAUGUGCUAGCUAGACCGGAAAGACUUAUAAGUAGACUGAGAACUGUUUCCCUGGACGAUACAGGGCCUAAGUUACUAGUGGUGAGACAACCAAAGGGGCCUGAUGGUACAAAGGGUUUCUCUCCCGACUUUCGGGUGCAUCGGCUUCCUGGCUCCGUACACGAAUAGUUAUUGCAUAUGUUUGCCAAACUCCCCCAAGAAAACACACAAAAUAGGUAAAAAUAAAAACCGUUGAAUCCACAUUCUUUCAGUUGCCUCUUGCCAUCUGCAACUGCUUUUGAAAUUUGAAAGUGUGUUAAAGAGUGAGUUGUUGAUAAAAAUAGACCAAAACGACAUUUAGCUAUCUGAGAAACUGAUUGAGUCUUAUCCAGUUUUUUAGUUCGUAUUCAAAGCCAUGAAGGAAAGUGUGAAAAGAGCAAAUUGAACUCGCUUUAUAGACGAAGAGAAUAAUUUCUUUGAAACCCCGACUUCACGGUGUAUUAUGCUGCCAUUCCUAGCAUUUGGAACUAGACAUUUCGUUUAAAAAUUCGAAUAAUUCCAAAUCGCCUUUCAUGUGUUUCGCCUAGUAUUAGUAUCGGGUGGCGCUCAUGAUGGUGAUUUGCUGGUAUAUUGGGUGCGAUCGCAAAAAAGUAUCAUAUAAAUCGUAAACUAAGUAAUAUAAACACUGCUUGAUAAAAACCAAAAAUAAAAAAAAGAUAAUCCAUUGACAAAUAUAUAAAUACAAUGAAUUUAUCCUUAGAGUACAGAGUUAAGGCAUUAGAGUAUGAAUAAAAUAUAAAACUAGAAAGACUGCAAGUAAAACUGUACAAUGUAAGUAUUUUUUAGUUUCUUUUAUUUUGGUGUUUUAAGGUAAUUCCUCUAGGUAAACCAUAGUGUUGCAGUCAAUAUGCAGUACCUACCCGCCACAUAAUACUUUUUCUUUGUACAGAGUGAUUUAGACAAAGGUUUUUCGAAUGUCCGCUGUGUAGAUAAACAAUUUUCGCGAAAUCACUAAUCAAUCGUUCUAUCGGCGCCUAAGGGUUCAUAUAAUAACUUAGCUCUGGACCAGUAGCUUUCCGUUUUCCAAUUAACAAAUUUAUUUCAGCAUUAAAAUGUUCUCGCUACUUAUCAGUUCCUUUUCAUUCGGGAAACAACACUGUUUUAACUUCUACCUGGCCAUACACAGCUUUUAACUUAUCAGUAGAGUGGAAGUUGUGGGAGUAACCCAAAGCGCUUUCAGGAAAUUUAAGGGUUUAAAGCCGGAUGCUCUUCCAUAAAAAAACAUACUUUCGCUUACUACCUAAGUGCUUUAUCAGAGUUGCUCGUCUUCUUGAGAUUAAAUAUUGUAUGCAAUUAUUCUUGCUAUUUUAUUGGCUAAUAGUCUGCAAUAUAUUUCAAUAAUCAAUUCCCGAGCAAGUCAUUGAAUUAUUCAAGUGUGGUAUUAAAGAUGCUGCUUUGUCAACUAUUUAGUAUUGCAGUUAAAAGAAAGUUAUUUGGAUUUGUUUGAGUAAUUUAGUCUAGACUAGGACGUAGACAUAAAGACGUUUAGAUAGCAAAGUAAUAUAUUUCCUUUGUAUCGACUGGAUAUAAUUUUUUUAAACAAAUUUCUGAACAUUACGUGAACAGACCCAGUGCGAAACUAGCUGAUUCAUCUGUAGUAUUUUAUAGUAAAUUGGAAGUCAUAGUAGUGUUUAAUGCCAGUGAAUAUUGUAGUUUUAGGAACAUAUCGUCGUGUAUAUGAAUAUAUGAAUAGUUGUAACAUGUUCAUGCUAAGGCAAACGAACAGAGAAGGUUACCUACCUGUUAAAACAUGUUUCGUUUUACUUCAUUCCUCUGGAAGUUUAGCAAUAACAAAGGCUUUUCAGUAUUUGUGCCAAAGUGUUUUGGGGUUUGCGCUUAGUUGUGUAGUGUUUCAGUCAUUUGUCCAAACCCGUUUUACUUUUCCUUCCUUAGGAAUGAGGUAAAAUCGAUCUAGUCUCGGCUAAUAUUACUGCGGUGUGGUAUUUUAGUAGACUUCCAUGUGGCCUUGCUUUAUGUAUUUUGACCCACUGUGAUAGUUUAGUCAUUUCGAUUCAAAGGAAACGAAUUUUUUCCUCGGCAAAAUUUAACCCCAGGCGUCAGUUUGCAAAUUGUAUAACAAAGUAUGAGUUUUUAUAUGAAAUUGUCUCAACACGUGCUGAUGUGGGUACUGUGAUGCUGUUUAUAAUAUUAUGAUGAUUACGAUUAUUAUUAUUAUUGAUAACAAAAAAUUUAAAUAUUAAAUGUGGAUUAUCUCCUAUUUGUAAAAUUGUUUUAGUUUAAAAGCAAAUAAAGUGACAUCAUUAUUAUCGGCGGAUUUCAAUUAAAUCGAUUCCAAUUGGC